This is a messenger RNA of Macadamia integrifolia, 3369 nucleotides long. Its product is annotated as BTB/POZ domain-containing protein At1g30440-like. The transcript has 4 exons. Lineage: Eukaryota; Viridiplantae; Streptophyta; Magnoliopsida; Proteales; Proteaceae. The record is from RefSeq and is a predicted model, not a curated record. Gene Ontology annotation, molecular function: protein binding. The coding region runs from base 1184 to 3115 and encodes 643 amino acids.
AGCCUGUACACCUGUAACCUGUAAUAGUAAUAGUACUGUUAAUAAUUCUCUGAACUAAUAGGUUCCAGAAGGAAAUGAGUAUGUUUUAAGCCCAAGGCCCCACCUGCUUUGAGGUUGUUUACAGAGCUGCCAUUACUACCAUCGUUUUGAGUUUUCCAAGUUGCUUGUGGCAGAUGGGUUUUGCAUCUUCUGGCGAUUCAGAAGUAAUUUAUUGUAGGACAAUGGGGCAGAGAUAAUGGGUUUUUCUUCUAUUGUUAUUUUCUUUGGUUGGUAAGGAAGGUUUUGGAUUCUUGUGGUAUAGGUGGGGUUGAGAAUGGGAAUUCUGGGGUAGAUUUCAGUAGACAAUUUUAUGGGUUUGUGUCAUAUUGUUAUAUUUUAGGGGAUUUGUGGUGGUUUUUGGGGGGAAAUAUGUUGGAGGGGUUGACCCAAAGUUUGAGUUUUGUUUGUAGAGGGAGGUUUUGGACUUGAAAUUGGUGGUUUUCAAGUGGGGUUUUGUCCAGUUUAGUGGUUUUGAGGGCGGAAACUUAAAGCGGUUCGGUUCAAAUUCGAAAGUUCAGAGCAGUUGGGCUGUUUUGGGAGCGUUUCAGAAGCAGAAUUGGAGAACACGUUUUGGAAGCGGUUUCUCUUUUUGGGCAGGGAUUGCUGCGUUUUUUGUUUACCCGGUUGGUGGAUUAGGGUGGUUUUGACGUGUCACUGGUGGCGUUACAAUUUGAUCGCUCAGCAUUUGUAGUUUUUCCGUCAGAAACAAUUUGGGCUUUUUGUAAGUUUCUGGUGAUGAAAUUGCAUUUUCAAGGUUUUUCAGUUCUGGGUUUGAGAGUGUUUUGUUGGAAUAUUUUUGGGUGAGACUGGUUGUGGUACUUUACCAAGUUGGUUGGUCUCUCUAUAGUGACUUCUUCAAUCUUCAGUGAAGAAGCCCACUGUAUUUGUGUUUCCAACAAUGAAAAUGCUCUUAUUUAGGUUGUCAGCUUCUUGGAGAUGGUUAAAAAACCUUGAUCUAGGAUUGGUUUGACAUUUCCUGCAUUCUGUUUAGGGCAGUCUUUAUUUACUCUGUCCUGAACUGAAGGGUGCAUCUAAGGUGAAAAAGGUUUCAGUGGUUUUUGGUUUGUCUGUGAUUCAGAGUUUUAUUGGCCUAGAGGCUAGAACUGUUCCAUUUGAACCUGUUAUUUCAAUACCACAAAAUCAGAUGUCUUCCAAAUUUCCAGUUUCUGAAAUGGCUUGUAUGAAGCUGGGAUCCAAAACUGAUGCAUUCCAACGGCAAGGACAAGCCUGGUUCUGUACAACUGGACUGCCCAGUGAUGUUGUUGUUGAAGUUGGGGAGAUGUCCUUCCAUCUCCACAAGUUUCCUUUGCUUUCUAGGAGUGGGGUUUUGGAAAAGUUAAUUGCAGAAGCGUCAGAUGGAGGAGAAGAAGACUGUGUUAUACAGCUACCUGACAUCCCUGGUGGGGCAAAAACAUUUGAACUUGUUGCGAGGUUUUGUUAUGGGGUGAAACUUGAACUCACUGCGUCAAAUGUUGUUUACCUUCGAUGUGCUGCUGAACAUCUUGAGAUGACUGAGGAAUAUGGUGAGGGAAAUUUGAUUGCACAGACUGAACUUUUCCUUAACCAAGUUGUUCUUCGUAGCUGGAAAGACUCUCUAAAGGCACUCCAAAGUUGUGAAGAUGUCCUUCCCCAGGCUGAAGACCUCAACAUCGUUAAGCGGUGUAUAGAGUCUCUUGCUGUGAAGGCAUGUACGGACCCAAAUCUUUUUGGUUGGCCCAUGAUGGAGAAUGGUGGGCUUAUGCAGAGCCCAGGGGGAAGUGUCUUAUGGAAUGGUAUAAGCACAGGAGCCAGGCCAAGAAAUGCAAGUUCAGAUUGGUGGUAUGAAGAUGUAUCUACUUUAAGUCUACCUCUAUGUAAGAGACUGAUCUCAGUUAUGGAAUCUCGAGGCAUUAGACAGGAUAUAAUUGCUGGGUCCCUUGUGUUCUAUGCAAAAAGAUACCUACCUGGCUUGAAAAGACGGCAAGGUGUCAGUGAGUCUAGUACACGUCUUGUUCCUGCAGCUUUGGGAACUCCCCCAUCUGAAGAGGACCAGAAGCUUCUACUUGAAGAGAUUGAUCGAUUAUUGCCCAUGCAAAAGGGUCUUACCUCAACUAAGUUCCUUUUUGGGAUGCUUCGUACAGCGAUGAUCCUUCAUGCCAGCCCAUCUUGCAUAUCAAACUUGGAGAAAAGAAUUGGAAUGCAACUGGACCAAGCUACGUUGGAAGACCUCUUGAUGCCCACCUUCUCUUAUUCCAUGGAAACUCUUUACAAUGUUGACUGUAUACAGCGGAUUCUUGAACACUUCUUGACUAUGGAUCAGGCAACUGGCGGGGCCUCCCCAUGCUCGGAUGACGGACAGUUGAUGGGAUCACCUUCUCUCACACCAAUCACAAUGGUAGCCAAACUGAUAGAUGGGUACCUUGCGGAGGUUGCUCCUGAUAUUAAUUUGAAGCUCCCCAAGUUUCAAGCAUUGGCUGCUACUGUUCCUGAAUAUGCCAGACCAUUAGAUGAUGGGCUUUAUCGUUCAAUUGACAUAUACCUGAAGGCACACCCAUGGCUCACGGAUUCUGAAAGAGAACAGCUUUGCAGGCUUAUGGACUGCCAGAAGCUCUCCCUGGAAGCUUGCACCCAUGCAGCACAGAAUGAGAGGCUGCCUCUUAGAGUAAUUGUCCAAGUUCUCUUCUUCGAACAGCUUCAGCUGAGGACUUCAAUUGCUGGUUGCUUUUUGGUCUCUGACAAUCUUGAUGGAUCUAGACAGUUAAGGAGUGGGUUUGCAGGGUCAACUGAUGGGGGUUGGGCCACAGCCGUAAGGGAGAACCAAGUUUUGAAAGUGGGAAUGGAUAACAUGAGGAUGCGGGUUUCUGAGCUUGAGAAGGAGUGUUCAAACAUGAGGCAGGAGAUCGAGAAGUUGGGCCGAGUGAAAACUUCAAGCACAUGGGGCAGUGUAUCUAAAAAGUUCGGAUUCAAGCUGAAGUCACAGAUGUGCAGCGCCCAAGAGGGGUCUGUCAAUAACCAGAAUAGGGAUGUAAGUGGAAAGGCUGAGAAGGUGAAGGACAGAAAUGUGAAGCAUAGGAAAAACUUGUCUACAGAGGGGUAAUCUCUAUCUUUCGUUUUCCAUUCUUUUCCCACCUUGUUCUUUUGGUCUUCAUUAUUUGUAUUUCUAAAGUUCUCAAACUCUGAAUUUUCAUCUCCUCUGUGUCCAUGUCCAUGAGCCAUUCUUGUUUUCUUGCUCUUUUCUGUUUCCUUAAUUCAUUUUCCCGAUUACUCUCGAUUGUCGACCAUGUAAAGGAGAUGGGAAUAGAUACCUAUAAUGUAAUUUGUUCUUCUUGUAAUAGAAAGCAGCUUUGUCUA